This is a messenger RNA of Centropristis striata (black sea bass), 1578 nucleotides long. RefSeq lists its product as uncharacterized. NCBI's taxonomy places the organism in Eukaryota, Metazoa, Chordata, Actinopteri, Perciformes, Serranidae. The record is from RefSeq and is a predicted model, not a curated record. Bases 49 to 1179 code for a protein of 376 amino acids. The transcript is spliced from 4 exons.
AAAGAAGAAAAGGAGGAAGUAGUCACUUUGUGUUUCGAUUAAGUGAAAAUGCAACAAACCUCUAAAGCUCAGGUCGGACAGCGCGUGCUCCAGUCCAGGGAGCUGCAGAUCAUGGACCCUGUGGACCGACUGGAGAUCUUCAUCCCUGUGGAGGCGGAGGUGAAGAGUGUCUCUGUGGGGACUUUACCCAAGUCCGUGGUGAGACAGAUGGGCCUCCACCAGUCUGAGUCUGAGGCCUGCAGGAAGACCUCCGCCCCCCCAGAAGCCAUCUGGAUCUGUCCUGCUGUGGUCCGGAGGAAAGGCCACGUGGAGAACGUGUCCUCGCUGCUGGGACAGAAGGUCCCCGCUGUCCCGGGUCCCCUCCAGAUGUCUUUUGUCUCUGAGAACCUGACGGCCUACAAGGUCCUGAAGGACACCAUGCCUGGAAACAAAGUCUCAGCCCAAACAUCUCAGUCCUCCCUGGUUCCUCCAGGCUCUGCUCCACGCAAAUACAGAGAUACUGUUAUCAUCCACAACGGGCUGGUCUACCUCACCACCAGGACCACCAGGACCACCAGGACCGGACCCGGAGGGAGACAACCAGAGACCCAGUCCUCCCAGUCCUCCCAGUCCUCCGUCCAUAAACACCUCAAGAAGGCUUCUCUUCAACCUGCAGACAAAAGAGUUAAAAGGAAGAAUAUAAGAGAUAAUAAUAACUCCACUACAGACCACGAGGUAAAUAACAACAGGUCCAAACUAAAACCCAACACAUGCAGAGAGACAAACAGUGUUGCAGGAGUCCAGAAGACGCCUGAUGUCCUCCUGCAGACCUCUGGACACAGAGUUCUCCACCAGGAGGCUGAUGUUCUACAGGCUGCAGGAGGAGCAGCAGGCUCCCGGUUUCAUCUACAGGAGGAGCAGCAGCAGGAGCAGCAGCAGCAGGAGGAGAACAUGGAGGGUGGAGGGUGUGAUCUCCAGGUCCCUGGUGGUGGAGGAGAAGACCUCCUCCAGAUGAACAGUGGUGGAGCUGGUGUUGUAGAUGAGAUGUGGAGCAGCAGGGAGUCUCAGGGAGCAGCAGGAGUCUCCUCCUCUCUCCGGGGGGAGGUGGACUUCCAACAGCUGGCUCAGGAGGAGAAGAUCGCUCGCAUGAAGGCCAAACUCCGGAAGAGUGAAGCUGCCUGCAACCUGCACGCCUCCUAACCCCAGACUGGAUCCUGAGGAGGAGGAACGAGCUGGAGAUCCUCAGAUACUUUAUAGAUAAAUACAGAUAUUAACUCUCAACUCUCUGUUUAACCAGUAAUCAGAGUCCCAGUGGAACGGUUGUCACCAUAUUAAAAUAUUCAGCUCGAUAUCGAUACUCAGGAAAAUAUUGGAUACUCGAUACCAUUUUCGAUUCCACAAGGAUAAAAACAAAGACCCCAAAAUUUAACAGAAAUAUUUUUAUUAACAAGAAAAAUGCAACAUGUAAAAAUGAACAGAACCACAGGUUAAAUAUUUAUAAUAAAAAACAGUUGUGCAAAAAGAAACUGCAACUAUGAUAACAAGCUUCAGGUCUGAGGUAGUGCAGAAAAUACAUAAAUACAAUAAACAAUAACAAUU